Ipomoea triloba (trilobed morning glory) is the source of this 651-nucleotide messenger RNA. RefSeq names its product protein PLANT CADMIUM RESISTANCE 9-like. The record is from RefSeq and is a predicted model, not a curated record. The coding region runs from base 28 to 462 and encodes 144 amino acids. NCBI's taxonomy places the organism in Eukaryota, Viridiplantae, Streptophyta, Magnoliopsida, Solanales, Convolvulaceae. The transcript has 4 exons.
UGUUUGGUACUCCGAAUUGAAAGCAGGAUGAAUACAGAAAAGUUGGGUCCAAAAUUCAGCCACGAAGUGGAAGGCCAGUGGACUACUGGACUCUAUGAUUGUUGGGAUGACCCUUCCCUUUGUGUUAAGAGCUGUGUUUGCCCGUGCGUUAUCCAUGGCCAGCUUGUUGAGAUACUUGAUAGAGGAACAACAUCCCGUGGUCUUGGGUGCCUAAUCUCGUAUGCUAUGGGAAGCAUUCACUGCGGAUGCCUAUACGGAGGCAUCUACCGUUCAAAACUGCGUAAACUCUUCAACUUACCGGAAGCUCCUUGCUCAGAUUAUUUGCUUCAUUGUUGCUGCUGUGUCUGUUCUCUAUCCCAAGAGUACAGAGAACUCAAAAAUCGCGGCAUCGAUCCUUCUCUCGGUGGGAAAUUUUGGGAAGGGAAGAUCUUACCGUGCCACCAAUGCCUACCUCAAAAAUGACUCGUUAAUUAAGUCUGCUCUCUCGGCCCACUCCUUCCAUAUAUGCAUGCAUGCAUGGUUUGUCCUCCUAUAUGUUUCUGAUUAUAUUGUGUAAUUUAAUGUUACGUUAUAACUAUAUUUUGUUUAUAAGGUUAGAAGAGAAACCAAAGGUAGUGCAGAAAUGUUUUGUAGAUUUAAUUCCAUAGAUAA